AUGAUUGCUUCUGCACGCCGUUGGACUGUUCAUGUGUGCUUACUCGUGAAUUUGUGGACUCAGUUCACGGGGAUCGUUCAAACAACCAACAAAGAUGAUCAGACAGUGCAUUUACAGCCAUCUGUUUCAUUGCAUACGAAUGCUGAGGAAUCCGUACGGACUAUACACAUGAUCUGUCCCACGGGGACUCGUUGGAUUGUGCCCGAAACAAUUGACUCGUCAGCCAGGAUCUCGAUUAAACCUUACGAAGCCCGGGGAAGCAUUCUGACAUUUCAUCUGCCCGCGAACAACAUUGAGACGCGAUGGACGUAUCGCGGACUGUACGAGUGCUGUCCAAUGCGUUCGGACGUUCCGGUCCCUUUGAUCUGGAUUAGACGAUCGAAACAGCCCAUGUGUUGCCCAUGUUGUCCAUGGUAUGAGCAACAUCAGUGUCUUUCCGACGGGAUGCUUUCCCUUGAACUCGGACGGAACUCAAGCACAGCCGAAGGAAAUAACCCUUGUCUUAGCACAUUUCUCUUCACGGGGACUGUAAAUACACAAGCAAUACGAUUGCAUAUUGUCCCCGAGGAACCUAUGCUUUUACCAUGUCCGGCACCAUUCCACACACCAAAUGUGCACGAAGCUCAUUUUCCACUAAGCAUACAACAUCGGUUUUUUCUUCAUUCUGCAGUGGAAAUGCCGUGGUUCCCAUUUCCCAAUAAUAAUCAUGGAAUUGAUCAUACAUACGAUCCACGAUACGGAUUGUGUUUGCAUCGCGCACAAUUCCCACGAACCACGCUGCAACUCGCCUGUCACUAUCAAUCCACCGGUCAGGUUCGGUUAGUCCAAACUGUUUGGCCACCCUCAUCCCCAACCAUUCCGCCAGAGGUACAACUGCGAUUUGUGAACUCUUCCGCGGUGGAAAAUCCUCCCAUGUGGCAUAGUCUCAGGUCGCCCACAACAAGUCGGGGAACGGAUGUGAUCACAGUCUAUCGAGCACGUGCGGGAGAUACUGUACGCGUGCAAUGCAUCGGAAGCUACAGUCAACUACGAAUCGUUAAGCAACCACCACCGAGAUUGUGCUUUUCAUGGAAUUGGUCAAAAAAAAACGAGGUGAGCAAUUGA
Molecule: messenger RNA, 1104 nt
Organism: Echinostoma caproni
Lineage: Eukaryota; Metazoa; Platyhelminthes; Trematoda; Plagiorchiida; Echinostomatidae
Source: the annotation of a GenBank genome assembly